ACAAAGCCCAACAGGCAGAAGGGAGAAGUGAAAAAGAAUUCAUGGACAAAAAAGAAAACCGCAAAAAAACAUUGCAUUAGUUUUGAGAGCAGAAGGUGGAGCAGUCAUGCAGAUUUAAAUCUGCAGCCCUGGUAUGCUGUGUGUCUUGUUUCUAAAGCUGACUUGAGUCACACUAUAAGUGCUUUGGAUCCGGUGACAGCCUCGACACAAACGCAUCAAGAGACGGAACCGACAUGGAGAAUGGGAAGAACCGCCUGCAGCAGACCCAGGACGAUGUGGAGGAGGUUAAGGUCAUCAUGCUGGACAACCUGAACAAGGCUGAAGAGAAAUCUGAGAAACUGCACGAACUGGAGGAUAGGGCAGAUGAGCUGCAUUCAAAAAUGAAUGAGGCGAGCUGGUCUCCCUGGGUACGACAGAGAGAGUCCAGGACAUGCCACGAGGUGCACCCUGCGGGUCACAUCUUUCCCACAUUGCCCCGUUGGCCGGUGUUACAUCAGAGAACUAAAAAAGCAAACAGCCAGAAAAACCUAAACUUAAAUUCAAGCACCACUUGGAUACACUUUGUGAUAACAUGGUUUCUUAUUUCCUAGGGAAAAAAACUAAUUCUUCUCCAGGCAAUAUUUUUAUUAUAACAGUGGAUCAAAUGGCUUUGUGUGAUGUGAAAGGGGUCAUUUAGACAUCAUUUAAUGUAAAGAAUGAUGUCAUUCAAUGUUGGACAAAUUUGUACAAAAAAACAUUCAAUUCUUGGGUUCGAAUUACACUGUGGCCCUCAGGGGAGGCUUAUUUUUCGGGGAUAAGAAGGUACUGGACACAUGCACCCGCCUACGUGCAAAAACAUACUGUAAAUACAGUCCAAUUCAUACACAGAAUAUUUAGCCUGGGACAACAAAGAAACAAUAAUUUAACUUGGGUCUUGAGGAGCUUCAUCUCCUUAAGUUCUCUGAUAAAUGCUCAUCAGUGUGAUGUAACACUGGCCAACCGGCUUGUCGACCCCCAGACGGACCAUAGUGUUCAUGUUAUCCAUUGUUAAUACAAACACAUUGAAUAUUACCAAAAUCCAUCCAUCCCAUCUUGUCAUAUGUUCCAUAUGUUUCAUACUAUCAGACUAUUUAAAAGCAGUUUAUUUACACAACAACGUAAUGUAACACCUUCCAUUUUGUUUGUGUGUUUUC
Molecule: messenger RNA, 1172 nt
Organism: Anoplopoma fimbria (sablefish)
Lineage: Eukaryota; Metazoa; Chordata; Actinopteri; Perciformes; Anoplopomatidae
Product: vesicle-associated membrane protein 3-like
Exons: 3
Coding region: 234-590 (118 amino acids)
Biological process (GO): vesicle-mediated transport; vesicle fusion; SNARE complex assembly
Cellular component (GO): SNARE complex; plasma membrane
Molecular function (GO): syntaxin-1 binding; SNAP receptor activity
Source: RefSeq, a predicted model, not a curated record